UCUCUCCUUCUUGUUCUAAAUUUGAUAUUCUGGUAAAAACUGCACACAGGAAAAGAGUGUGCGUGUGUUUUUCUUACUCUGUUAUCAAUUACCUAAUUCGCGAUGACAACACUGUCACUACCAUCUUGCUUCAACCUUCGAAACCAACCAUGGUCUCCAUCUUCACUAUUCCUCAAACCUUGUUUACUCCCAAACCUCAGUUUCUGCUCUCACCAACGCAACAAGAAGAACAAGAAUCAAAUUUCUUACUCUAUUUCUGCUCAAUCUUCAUCUUUUGACCUUUCUCCUCCACCCAUCGACCAUGACUUCCUGGACACUGUCAAAACUGCAGGUGCCGAGGUUUCUGGGGAAGGGAUCGUUGAAACAUUUCAUAACGAUGAAGAAGCACUGGACGCCGCAGACAAUGGGGUUGUUGUUGUGGAUCUUUCACACUUCGGCCGGAUAAGAGUUAGUGGAGAUGAUCGAGUUCAGUUCCUUCACAACCAGAGUACUGCAAACUUUGAGGGUCUACAGGCAGGGCAAGGAUGUGACACUGUUUUUGUAACACCAACAGCUCGAACUAUAGAUAUUGCACAUGCAUGGAUCAUGAAAAAUGCAAUAACGUUAGUGGUUUCAGCAGAGACUUCUAGGACCAUUACUGAAAUGCUGAACAAGUACAUAUUUUUUGCUGAUAAGGUAGAGAUUCAAGAUAUCACGAAGCAAACCAGCUUAUUUGUUUUGGCGGGACCCAAAAGUGGCCAAGUGAUGGAAAGCUUGAACCUAGGUGAUCUUAUUGGAAAACCAUAUGGCACUCAUCAACAUUUUUAUGUUGAUAAGCAGCCUAUAACUAUAGGAGUUGGAAAUAUCAUUUCUGAAGGUGGUUUUUCAUUGAUGAUGUCUCCGGCAGCUGCUCCAUCUGUCUGGAAAGCUAUUCUUGCUCAAGGGGCUGUUGCAAUGGGUUCUAAUGCUUGGAAUAAGUUGCGGGUUAUCCAAGGAAGGCCUGCUCCUGGAAUGGAGCUCACAAACGAAUUCAACGUCAUGGAGGCCUGUCUAUGGAACUCAAUUUCUCUAAACAAGGGUUGUUACAAAGGACAGGAGACUAUAGCCAGGCUCAUAACAUAUGACGGAGUCAAACAAAGGUUAUGGGGAUUUCAUCUUUCUGCAGCCGCAGAACCUGGUAGCAUUAUUACUGUUGAUGGAAAAAAGGUUGGGAAAUUGACUAGUUACGCCUCUGGAAGGAAGCCAUCGGAACACUUCGGAUUAGGUUACAUCAAGAGGCAGACUGCUUCAGAAGGAGACAGUGUAAUUGUUGGAGACAACAUCAUUGGAACAAUAGUGGAAGCACCUUUUCUUUCUCAACAGCGUCCGCUAUCUGGAAGUUCAAGUUCUUGAUUUUUGGGCAUGAAAUGUUGACAUCAUCGUUAUUAUGGUCAAGUAUGAUGGUAAUCAAUAAUUAUUGUUGGGUAGUAGAAGUGAAGAUAUUCAUGCAUAGCAAUCAAAAAAAAAAAAAAACGAAACUGGGCGUAGUCAAAAGUACAUGCUCGUGCAAUUCGCCGGUGAAGCUUAUGUGCCAUGUACUAUCAUGUUUUUUUAAAUUUUUUAAAAAUAUUAAUUAUAUGUCAAAA
This is a messenger RNA of Medicago truncatula (barrel medic), 1604 nucleotides long. Its product is annotated as putative transferase At1g60990, chloroplastic. Gene Ontology annotation, molecular function: protein binding. The transcript is spliced from 12 exons. The record is from RefSeq and is a predicted model, not a curated record. Gene Ontology annotation, cellular component: mitochondrion. Lineage: Eukaryota; Viridiplantae; Streptophyta; Magnoliopsida; Fabales; Fabaceae. Bases 103 to 1371 code for a protein of 422 amino acids.